Molecule: messenger RNA, 1123 nt
Organism: Myotis lucifugus (little brown bat)
Lineage: Eukaryota; Metazoa; Chordata; Mammalia; Chiroptera; Vespertilionidae
Gene: SPATA22
Product: spermatogenesis associated 22
Exons: 8
Coding region: 32-1123 (363 amino acids)
Biological process (GO): regulation of meiotic cell cycle; gamete generation; meiotic DNA repair synthesis
Source: RefSeq, a predicted model, not a curated record
GACAAAGGUAUAGACUUGGAUAUUGACGGAAAUGAAGAGAAACCAAAAUGAAAAUUCAACCCGAAGUACAGCAGGCUGCUUGCCUGUACCUUUGUUCAAUCAGAAAAAGAGGACUAGACAGCCAUUAACUUCCAAUCCACUUAAAAAUGAUCCCGGUAUCACUACUACUUCUGACAGUUAUGAUUUCCCUCCUCUACCAACAGAUUGGGCCUGGGAAGCAAUGAAUCCAGAGUUGCCUCCUUUAACGAAAACAAUCAACACAGGGCAAAUACCACAUUCAGUUUCUCAUCCCUUGAGAAGUCAAGAUUCUGUGUCUAAGUCUAUUCAACCAAACACUGAAAGGAGCAAGAGUGGUUGGAGCUACAGAGAUGGCAACAAAAAUACCAGCUUCAAAACGUGGGAUAGAAGUGAUUUUAGGCCUCAAUGCAAAAGAACAAACCUAGCGGCAAAUGAUGGAAUAAAUUCUUCUCCAGUGAGUUUGGGAGUGCAACAACAGAAACAGCUAAGAGUAUCUCAGCCUCCUAACUUAUCUCACCAAGGAGAAUGUGAAGUACUCAGACAAGCACACUCUUCAAAAACACCUGGCUCCACAAUGAGAGGUCUAGGAAAAAACAGUACAUUACAGGCAUUUAAGCCCAAUAUCCAACAAAAUCAAUUCAAGAAAAAAACAUUAUGUGAUAUUCCAGAAGAAAACGCUCUCAAGGAUGCCUCACUGUAUCAGUUAAAGCUUAAGGAAAAAGAUAAUUCUUUAAGAAUUGUAUCAGCAGUUAUUGAAAGCAUGAAGUACUGGCGUGAACAUGCCCCCAAAACUGUUCUUCUUUUUGAAAUAUUGGGUGUUCUCGAUUCAGCUGUUACACCUGGACCAUAUUAUUCAAAGACUUUUCUUAUGAGAGAUGGGAAAAAUACUUUACCUUGUGUAUUUUAUGAAAUAGAUCGUGAACUUCCAAGACUGAUUAGAGGCCAAGUUCAUAGGUGUGUUGGAAACUAUGACCAGAAAAAUAAUAUUUUCAAAUGUGUUUCUGUCAGACCAGCAUCUGUUUCUGAACAAAAAUCUUUUCAAGUAUUUGUCAAAAUUGUAGAUACUGAGAUGAGAUAUUAUACCAAUGUAAUGAAUGAAAUUUAA